AUGACCAAAUACUCUCGAUACAAGAACAAGUGGAUCACCACAAGGUGACAUAGCUGUGCUUUUGUAAAUACUCCAUCAGCCUGUAUUAACAAAAUUAUGCAUCAAAUUCAAGAGUUAGAAUUAAAGGAGAAAAAAUGCUUUCAACAGGUACAUUUAUGGAUAACAAAACAGUUCAGUGCUGACUCUGUUGAAGAUAUCUGGUCAUCAUUAUCCACUAAGCUGGAUUUUAAAGAAGCUGAUAUGGCAAAGACGUUAACUUUGAAGCAUGAAACAGAAGCUUUGCUAUUGGAAGUUACUGAGCUAAUUAAGCAGCUGGAGGCUGAUCGUGAGGAGGGAGAAAAAGCUUUGGAGUUGAUGAAAUGGUGAAAGAAAAAGCUUGGUAUGAAAAUUGAUUGUAUGUCACUUUGGAGGCUUCAGCAACUCCUCACAAAUGUGCAAAAAGGUAUUUAUGUUGUCAUUCAGAAACUCACGGUUUUUGUGAUAUCUUGGAGUAAAAGCUGUCAGCUGCCACAGGUACAAAACCAAAUACAAGAAACAGCCAACUGAGAGAUUCGGGAGGAUAUAGACUCCAUGAAGAAACACAGCCCUCUGCUGGAAGAAAAGCUGAAUCUAGAGGGCGAAACUGUGAAGGAUAUGUUACUGGUGUAUGAAAAGGCAUCAAAAAUAUGCGGUGAUGUUCAUUGGGAACUUAUGGAAAUAUAAAAGGCAAUGAAAAGAAUUGACCCUUGGAUUAUCAAGUGGAGCAGUAGUAACAAUAGCACACUGCUAAUAAACAGCGACAAGAAUGAGUUAAAGAAUUCUGAAUUUAUUUGGACCGAAUACUGUAUGAAGUUAAAAGAAACAGAGGUGAAGAUUAUAAAGGAUGAAAAACACCUUGAGGAGUUAGUGAAGCAAAAAGCAGAAAUCCAGGAAGAUGCAAAAUGUUGGAACAGCAAAGUGAAAUAUGUGGAUAAUAAAAUAGCAGCCCAAGGAGAUGAAAGUGUAAAAAUAUCGGAUGCUAUUUCUGAAAUUAUAAAAACUGUGGAAGAAUUAAAAUCCACCAAGGAAAGGGAUCUACUGAAUAUAAAGCAAAAGAUUCUGAAUAACAAUGAAGCACUGGAGAGUUUGAAAUGUAAAUGUUAAGAACUUGAGGGAGAAAUUGAAGAGUUUUUGAAAAAAAUCAGGAGAAUUCAAGAAAUGCGUGUGAAAAUUCAGGUUCAAGACACAGAGAAUGGUUACGACAAGUUCCUGGUAUGUGGCAUCUGGGAGAUGUUUAUGACCUCCUUAUACAGAAACCUCCCUCUCCAAGUGCUGAUGGCAUAUACACUUCCAAAGUGCAGAACAAUAGCUUUUGAAUACGAACACAUCUAUUUAUGCAUAAAUUCUCCAGAAGAUCUCCUAUGUGGAUCAGAUAAGCUAGACAAAGAGCAGAAGCAAACUGAACAACAAGUUGAAAAAAAAAAAAGAGGUAUUAUGCAGCAACAAUUAAAUGACAUAGAGAGGUUAGGUUACCAUUUCUACACAGUUGCCUUUGAACUAUAUGCACACAUGCACUCUGUUAAAAACUAUCACACUAUGGAAAACCCAAAAAAUGAAUUUGGAUAAUUAAAUGAGUUCUGGAACAUGAAGCAAAUAGAAAUACAAAAUACAGAAAAAUGUUUUGCUGAUUUGCAAAAAAUUUUAAGUGGUGUGAUGUUUAAGCAACAAAAUGUUCAGAUGGCAUUUAAUAAUCUCCAAGAUACAGCAGAAUAUGAGAAAAGGUUAAAGCAGUAAGAAAAAACAUAUGGAGAAUUUCUGCCCAAGGAGAAGAAACCUCUGAGUGACAGUCAGGCUUCUCUGGAUCAAAUCAUUAAAGAAAAUCUGUGGUUAGUUCAGGAAUAUAAAAUCUUUCAUGAAUACUACUCAAACAGUAAAAAUCUCACAGAACUCUACAAUAGUAUCAGGUUGGAAGCUGCUGCUAGAGACCAUCAGCUGCUUUGUAUAUUGUACAGCAGGUUCAGGGACUCACUGCCGGCGUGGUGGAGCCGGAGCGGCCUCUCCAGCCACGCUGGGCUGGCAAGGAUCCAGGCAGCCUCUCAGGAGAACGCUCAGAAAAUAUUAGCUGUGCAGGGGGAGUUGUCAAAAGCAAUCCAGCACAUCACCGCUUUCUUGCACUCUUUGACAGAUGGCUUACCGACUACAGACAACAAUGCAAACAACCAGUGUAUCUUGGAUGCUGAAAUAAAAGACAAGAAAAGUCACACAGUUCAGAUAACAGUGUAA
Molecule: messenger RNA, 2241 nt
Organism: Manacus vitellinus (golden-collared manakin)
Lineage: Eukaryota; Metazoa; Chordata; Aves; Passeriformes; Pipridae
Gene: CCDC178
Product: coiled-coil domain containing 178
Source: RefSeq, a predicted model, not a curated record